This is a messenger RNA of Aureobasidium melanogenum CBS 110374, 714 nucleotides long. RefSeq lists its product as uncharacterized. The record is from RefSeq and is a predicted model, not a curated record. The coding region runs from base 1 to 714 and encodes 237 amino acids. NCBI's taxonomy places the organism in Eukaryota, Fungi, Ascomycota, Dothideomycetes, Dothideales, Saccotheciaceae. The transcript has a single exon.
AUGCAGGCCUCACGCACCUUGGACACCAGGAUCGACAUAGCAAUUCCUUCUCCUCUUCAUCCACAAGCACCGCCCGAAGAGUUUCUAGAUCUUCUCAAACACAUAGAGGCCGAGAUCUCUUCUCUCUAUUCAAUCUCGGAAGCAAGAAGCCCAGAUGAAUCACCCCCACCCCUCUCUCCAAGAGCCUAUCUAAAGGUCUAUACCCGCGUUCACGAAUACGAUAUUGCAACAAGAGCGCAAGACACUGGUGUACCCGACAAGCAUUUGCAUCACUGGCUGAACUCCUCAAUCAGAGGCUACUGCAUGGAAAUGCGAGAGCGCAUAUUCCAAGACCACGGCAACAGCAUGGAAGGUACACAGACUUCGUUCUCCCGCAAUCUGUUAGCCGCGUACAUGUCCUGCUAUCGCAAGUUCUGCAGACUGGCCACAUUCGUGGGCAACCUAUUGCGGAGCUGGGAGAGGCAUGGAUUGCGCAGAGAACAGGGUGAGAAGACCUACGUGCCUUCUGUCGAAGGCAUGCAUCAAAUAGUGUGGAAAGAAGAGGUGCUAGGUGUUGAUACGCAGGAAACAUUGCCGGAAGAUGGAUUGAGAGACCUGAAAGAUGCCAUUGCGGUAUUGAUGGAAAUAGACGCGGAGACAAGAGAGCAGGACUCAGACCUUAUUGAGAAUGUCAUUGAGUCUUUGUCUGUUCUUGGCUUCACAGUCAAGAGUUGA